Lactuca sativa (garden lettuce) is the source of this 1646-nucleotide messenger RNA. The record is from RefSeq and is a predicted model, not a curated record. NCBI's taxonomy places the organism in Eukaryota, Viridiplantae, Streptophyta, Magnoliopsida, Asterales, Asteraceae.
UUUAACGUAUCUACAAAGUAGAUAUUUCUAAGAUGAAAGCCUUUGGGGCAAGAGAAGCAGCCUUAAAAAUUAUCAGGGGUGAUUAUGCCACUCAGUACAAGAUCUUACAAGAUUAUUUGUUAGAAGUGCAGACUCAAAACCCAGACACCACUAUCAAGCUUGAUGUCGAAAGUGAACCAAAUCCUGAUGUUGAGACAAGAACCUUCAGACGCGUGUACGUGUGCCUUGGUGCUUUGAAGCAAGGAUUUGCAGCAGGGAAGAGGGAUUUUCUUGGGGUAGACGGGGCUUUCAUGAAAGGACCUUUCCAUGGUCAAAUUUUAUCUGUUGUGGCUUUAGAUGGGAAUAAUGGAAUAUAUCCUUUAGCAUAUGCUGUGGUUGAAGCUGAGACACUGAACUCUUGGACAUGGUUUUUAACUCACUUGGGUGAUGACCUAGGGUUGGCUUCAAAUUCAAAUUUUACAUUUAUAUCAGACAGGCAAAAGGGUUUAAGUUCUGCCAUCGCAGAUUUGUUUCCUUGUGCAGAGCACCGUUAUUGUGUUCGCCACAUACACGAAAAUAUGAGGUCACGUUGGAGAGGGGAUAAGUUUAAAGAACUGCUUUGGAAUUGUUCAACAACAUAUACUGUGCAAGAGUUUGAAAAAGAAAUGGAAGAAGUUAGAAAAUUAAACCAAGAAUGUUAUGAGUGGCUUAAACAAAUACCACCUCAACAUUGGGCACGUUCUCAUUUUACAGGUUUGACCAUGUUAUAUAUUAUAAUAUAUGAUAACUAUUGUUGUAUACUUGUUAUGCACCCACUCUGGUCACCUUAUUUUGGAGAAAGGGUAGUUUGGGGGAUAGCACAUUCUGAUAUUGUGAUAAACAACAUAUGCGAGUGCUUUAAUAGCAAAAUAAUAGACGGACGUGACACACCAAUUAUCAAUUGCUUAGAGUUCAUCCGGGAGUACAUCAUGAAGAGGAUUGUGAAUGUUGAAAAAGAAAUUGACAAAGCAACAGGCCCUUUGACUCCAACAGCUACCAAGCUAUUGCAAAAGAUCAAAGAUCAGGCAGAGGAGUAUACAACAUCAUUUUGUGGAAAUGGGAAGUACCAAGUGAGUGGACCUUGGCAAGAUCAGUGUGUAGUGAAUGUGAAUCAACGAACCUGUUCAUGCAAGAAGUGGGAAAUAACUGGAAUGCCAUGCAAACAUGCUGUAUCUGCAAUCUGGGACAUGAGGAGAAAUAAUGGUGCAAUUGGUAUUCCAGAAACCUUUGUUCAUGAAUGUUAUUGGCUAUCAACCUGGAGGAACAUGUACUCUUUCAAAGUGGAUCCGAUAAAUGGUAGAAGAAUGUGGAUUAAGUCACCUUGUCCAACUACUUUGUUGCCUCCAAAACACCGUGUCCCAAUAGGAAGACCAAAAAAGAAACGAAGGAAGUCAGCUACAGAAAAAGAGGAUAUGAUUAAAGGGAAUACAGUUUCUAGAGCACAAAAAACUGUUACAUGUACCAAAUGUAACAACAAAGGACACAAUUCCAGGACUUGCAAAGGGCAGUUACCAACUGUUGGGAAGAAGGGAAAAAAGAAGAAUGAGAAAGGAAAAGAGAAGGAUAAAGGAAAAGAGAAUGAGAAAGGAAAACAGAAGAAGAAAGGAAAAGAGAAGGAUCCAUUGUAA